This is a messenger RNA of Tachysurus fulvidraco (yellow catfish), 2010 nucleotides long. It is a transcript of the gene sec61a1b, whose product is annotated as SEC61 translocon subunit alpha 1, like. Gene Ontology annotation, cellular component: membrane; Sec61 translocon complex. NCBI's taxonomy places the organism in Eukaryota, Metazoa, Chordata, Actinopteri, Siluriformes, Bagridae. The coding region runs from base 127 to 1557 and encodes 476 amino acids. The transcript is spliced from 12 exons. Gene Ontology annotation, biological process: post-translational protein targeting to membrane, translocation; SRP-dependent cotranslational protein targeting to membrane, translocation. Gene Ontology annotation, molecular function: transmembrane protein transporter activity; ribosome binding; signal sequence receptor activity. The record is from RefSeq and is a predicted model, not a curated record.
GUUUUGGAAGAUGACGUGUCGCUGAGGAGCCUCUUCUGCCUCUCUCUUUCCUCAAGCUGAGCCACACAGGAGCUGCUCAGCGGCUACACGACACCAAAAUCCGUCUGGAGCUCGACACACAGCAACAUGGGCAUUAAAUUUCUGGAGGUGAUAAAACCAUUUUGUGCAGUAUUACCAGAGAUCCAGAAACCUGAGAGACGGAUUCAGUUCAGAGAGAAGGUGUUAUGGACAGCCAUCACCCUGUUCAUCUUCCUGGUGUGCUGCCAGAUUCCCUUAUUUGGCAUCAUGUCAUCGGACUCUGCAGAUCCUUUUUACUGGAUGAGAGUCAUUCUCGCUUCCAACAGAGGUACUUUGAUGGAGUUGGGUAUCUCUCCUAUUGUCACCUCUGGUCUCAUCAUGCAGCUGCUGGCUGGAGCUAAAAUCAUUGAGGUUGGAGACACCCCAAAAGACAGAGCACUCUUUAAUGGCGCCCAGAAACUGUUUGGAAUGAUUAUAACCAUUGGCCAGGCUAUUGUCUAUGUGAUGACUGGCAUGUAUGGAGAUCCAUCAGAGAUGGGUGCUGGCAUCUGUCUGCUUAUCAUCAUUCAGUUGUUUGUGGCAGGGUUGAUUGUGCUGUUGCUGGAUGAGUUGCUGCAGAAGGGCUAUGGUUUGGGCUCCGGUAUCUCUCUCUUCAUUGCCACCAACAUUUGUGAAACCAUUGUAUGGAAAGCCUUCAGUCCAACUACAGUCAACACAGGCAGAGGCACUGAGUUUGAGGGUGCUGUUAUUGCUCUGUUUCACUUGCUGGCCACUCGUACUGACAAAAUCCGGGCACUGAGAGAGGCUUUUUACAGGCAGAACCUGCCCAACCUCAUGAACCUCAUCGCUACCGUAUUUGUCUUCGCUGUGGUUAUAUAUUUCCAGGGCUUCAGAGUUGAUCUGCCCAUCAAGUCUGCACGUUACCGUGGACAGUACAAUACAUAUCCCAUUAAGCUUUUUUACACCUCUAAUAUUCCCAUCAUCCUGCAGUCUGCACUGGUGUCCAACCUGUAUGUCAUCUCUCAGAUGCUCUCUACUCGCUUUAGUGGCAACUUCCUGGUCAACAUGCUGGGCACUUGGUCUGACACCUCAACUGGCGGGCCAGCUCGUGCUUACCCUGUAGGUGGUCUGUGUUAUUACCUCUCCCCUCCGGAGUCAUUUGGCUCAGUCCUAGAGGAUCCAGUCCAUGCUGUCAUUUACAUCGUCUUCAUGCUGGGAUCCUGCGCUUUCUUCUCAAAGACAUGGAUUGAGGUGUCUGGAUCUUCUGCCAAAGAUGUUGCAAAACAGCUUAAAGAACAGCAAAUGGUGAUGAGGGGACACAGAGACACCUCAAUGGUGCAUGAACUCAACAGGUACAUCCCCACAGCUGCAGCUUUUGGAGGACUGUGCAUAGGUGGCCUCUCCGUCAUGGCUGAUUUCCUGGGGGCCAUCGGCUCAGGAACAGGAAUCUUGCUGGCCGUCACCAUCAUCUACCAGUACUUUGAGAUCUUUGUAAAGGAACAAAGUGAAGUUGGCAGCAUGGGUGCCCUGCUCUUCUGAACAAAAAUAAGCCCUCAACAGGCACCUUGGACUGCCACAUUUCCAUUUGUUAUUCAGUUCUUUUUAUAUAAUAAUUGUUUUAUCAUAUGGACACAAUCAGUGCUCUGCCACUGAUGCUACAAGGCAUUUGUGCUUUUUUUUUCCAAAAGCCGUCACAGAAUUCAACAUAGGAAUGUCCCCGUCCCCGUCUUGCUUACGGGGCAUCUAUUUAUCUCCAUCUAGUCAGAGAGUACACUACCUGCUGCAUUUUAAUCCGGCUAGUAAUGGUUAAAAGCACAGAUGGUUAAUGUCGCGGAAUUGGCUGAACCCUGUGACUUGGACAUGCAAAGAAUAAGUUGGUUCCUCCAACAUAGUUUUAAACCAGUGCCAGUGUAUGUGUGUUCAGGUAACUGCAGUGUCAUGUCAUGGAGACUGUUAAUUGAUCUGAUGUAAAUAAAACUUUUUUUGACAAAA